UCUGUGGAGAACCUUCCGGCUGUGUUUGGUGGGAACAUUAAAGCACAGACAGCAGCUAAGACGGUAUUUGACCUGGCUCAUCGCCAUGGUAACAUCCUGAGAGAGGGAUGGAAGAACAUCAUGGACUCCAUGCUGCAGCUGUUCAGAGCCGAGCUCCUGCCCAAAGCCAUGGUGGAGGUUGAAGAUUUCCUCGAACCAAACGGAAAGAUUUCUCUUCAACGAGAGGAGACGCCUUCAAAUCGCGGUGAGUCUGCAGUGCUGAGUUUUGUGAACUGGUUAACUCUGAGCGGAGCAGAACAGUCUGGACUCAGGGGUCCGUCCACAGAGAACCAGGAGACCAAGCAGGCGGCCAUCCUCUGCAUCAAGGUAGUGGACACAUGUUUACAAAACACCAU
Solea senegalensis (Senegalese sole) is the source of this 395-nucleotide messenger RNA. Its product is annotated as Golgi-specific brefeldin A-resistance guanine nucleotide exchange factor 1-like. The transcript has 3 exons. NCBI's taxonomy places the organism in Eukaryota, Metazoa, Chordata, Actinopteri, Pleuronectiformes, Soleidae. The annotation marks the transcript as partial. The record is from RefSeq and is a predicted model, not a curated record.